AUGGCUUCUACUGCGCCUACAGAUAUUCAGACCAAGUUGAAAUAUCUCCAAUGGCAAGCAAGCUACACCCAUGCUCGACCAUAUCGAAUUGCCCAGUUUGGCCGCAAAAGAAAGAGCGAUCAAAAACAGAAGACACACAAUUUAGUUUUCGCCGAGGGAGAUGAUAUCGAGAUCAUCAGAGAUGUUAGAGGAGCAGAGGGAAAGGGAGACCCCAGGUUCACCCUCGACGCGAAUGGUUUUGUUUAUCGAAAAUAUCCUCCACCAUUAUUCACAGAUCCAAAGGAAUUUGCUGCUCCGGACCAUAUCCAGAAUGCCUUCUUGCCACAAUGUGAAGAUAUGUUGAAAAAUGAGAUUGAAGGGGUCGACCGCGUUUUGAUCUUCGAUUGGAAAAUAAGGAAGAGGAAAAGUGCAAAGGAGCGGCGAAAGAAGAAUCCAGAUAUACUAAGCUUUGCGCGACAAGUGCAUAUAGAUACCAUACUCACCAAGGAUGAACUUGCUACCUCCUUUAUGGCGCGCGUUCGCAACCAUCUCCCCAAAGACGCCCACCACCUUCUCGACGGUCGAAUACAGAUGAUAAAGUAA
Molecule: messenger RNA, 582 nt
Organism: Penicillium cinerascens
Lineage: Eukaryota; Fungi; Ascomycota; Eurotiomycetes; Eurotiales; Aspergillaceae
Exons: 3
Coding region: 1-582 (193 amino acids)
Molecular function (GO): oxidoreductase activity
Source: RefSeq, a predicted model, not a curated record